AUGCGUGCCAAUGCGCCGCAAGGGGGCGACGGCUCCCGGAGCAGACAAAACUCACUUUCGAGGGGGUUCCGUGCCAGCACUUCAGUUCUACCUCGACCCCCGACCACCUCCUUACGCGAAUCACGGACCACAUCAUUUCGAGCCAGCACUCAACCAACAUACGAUCUAAUCUCGGGCGUGGCAUCAAACCCACGACCAUCAUCGAGGCACAGCAUGGCAGAAUCUGUACGACCGGGGUCUCGCGAAAGUUCUAAGGAAAACCUGGCACCCCCCGACGCGGACGAGUAUGAGAAAUACAGACGGGAGAUCGAAUCCUUGAAGGCAGAGAUCGGGACCUUGCAGUACCGCAUGCAGACUUCAGAGCAAGAGAAGGAGAUUGCCCUGUCGCAGCAAAGCAGUAAGGUCGAGCAAGCCCACAGACGUGAGCAAGACGAGUCGCAGAGACGCCAAGCUGCGGAAACAGAACGGGAACAUGCUGCUGAGCAGAUGCAAGCCCUUAAACGAGAAUUAGACGAGUUGAAAGAUUCUGCAGAAGAUGACAAGCGAGCAGUUGAACGGAGGGCACGCGCUGCCGAAGACGAGGCACGGCUACUGCAGGAACAGCUGGAAGAUCUGUCAACUGCUAAAGAUGAAGCCGCUCGAAUCGCGGAUAAGAAGCAGAAUGAUCUCGAGAUGCAAAUUGCUGCAGUUCAGAGCUCGGUCCAAGAAAUUGAGGAGGAUGCACGCGCCAAGGACGAGGCCCUGCAGCAACUUCAAGCUCAAAUGGCCUCCAAAGAGGACGAAAUAACCAACCUCGAGGCCGAAGUCCUUCGUCUGAAAGCCCAAACUGGCGAUGCCGAGACGAUGCGAAUCAUUCAACGUGAGCUAUCCGAGCAGGUCCAGUAUAUCAGGACGCUUGAGGGCCAGAAUCGUGAGCAGCUAUCAGAACUGAAACAUCUGAGAUCUGUACACAAGACUGUUGAGGUCGUGGAGGAGGAGAAAAGAUCACUGAUGAGGAAAGUAGAGUUGGCCGAGCUUCUGGAGCCAGAACUUGCCGAGGCCAGGCUGCAGCGACAACGCCUGGAGGAUGAACGUUUGGCUUGGACCUCGUAUCUGAAGAACGCAUCGGAGACUGGGGAUUUAGAGUUCGAGUCGCCAGAGGCACUCGCUCGUGGGCUUGUUGAGGAGAGAUUAACAUCCGCAUCGCAUCUUGACAAGGUGGGCGCGUUGCAAGCUGAAGUGGCAGCGCAGCAGGAUACGAUCCAGUCACUCAAGGAAGAGAAGAACCAGCUCAAGAGCCAGGUCGAAGAAGCUAAGACCUCUGCGAACGCUGCUACAACCGAUAAGGCCAGGUUACGCCUGGAUCGUCAACGAGCACUGGCACUGAAAGAAGUCGAGUAUCUACGAGCGCAGCUGAAAACUUUUGACACUGAAGACGAAACGAUGCAGCCAGAACAGUUUGACGAAGCUCGAGCGAACCGCGUCCAGGAACUGGAGUCUGUCAUCGACCAGUAUAAAACCGAGAUACAGACCCUUCACAACGAACUCUCAUCGAAGGAAUUGUCUAGUCCUGCGCUCCAGCCUCUGGCUAGUGCUGGGAGCAAGCGAGCGCAUCCGCACGAUGAAGAAGCUCAAGAGCAACUGGGGCAACUUACGAGGAAGAAUAGGAAGCUACAAGGAGACCUGGAAGCUGUGCAGAAACAGGUUGCCUUGUUGGAAAAGGACCUUGCCGCCAGCCGGGAACAGCUAACGGCUGCUAAAGAACACAGCCAGACCCGCGUACUGUCGCUGCGGUCUAACCCAACAUCCGACUACGAGGCUAUCAAGCGUUCAAAUUUGGAAGCUCUGCAAAAGGAAAACAACGAUCUCCUCGCCACUCUAAGAUCCAACAAUGCCAACUCGUCAGUCUCAUAUAUUCCCACGUCAGUUCUCGGUGCGAUGGAGCGAGAGGUUGCGGCAGCCAAGGCGGAGACGGCCUCUGCGCAAAAGUCGGCUCGGAGACUCAAGGAGGUCUGGGGCUCCAAAUCCCAAGAGUUCAAGGAGGCCAUCUUUUCCACUCUAGGAUGGACGGUUACCUUUAUCCCCAACGGCAAGAUGCGUGUCGAGAGCACAUUCUUCCCUUCGCAAACGGACGAAAACGAAAAUUCGAUCGUCUUCGACGGAGAGCGCGGCACGAUGAAGGUUGGAGGCGGGCCCAAGAGCCCUUUUGCCCGACGUAUCAGUGACCAGAUUGGUUUCUGGGUGAGAGAGAAGGGCUGUAUCCCCGGCUUUCUGGCGGCUCUGACGCUUGAAUUCUACGAAGAGCACUCAAGAAAUACGAAGGAUGAUUAA
Clonostachys rhizophaga is the source of this 2310-nucleotide messenger RNA. NCBI's taxonomy places the organism in Eukaryota, Fungi, Ascomycota, Sordariomycetes, Hypocreales, Bionectriaceae. The record is from the annotation of a GenBank genome assembly.